This is a messenger RNA of Panonychus citri (citrus red mite), 2039 nucleotides long. RefSeq names its product zinc transporter 9-like (gene ZnT49B). Bases 122 to 1777 code for a protein of 551 amino acids. Gene Ontology annotation, molecular function: monoatomic cation transmembrane transporter activity. The record is from RefSeq and is a predicted model, not a curated record. Gene Ontology annotation, cellular component: membrane. The transcript is spliced from 6 exons. Gene Ontology annotation, biological process: transmembrane transport; zinc ion transport. Lineage: Eukaryota; Metazoa; Arthropoda; Arachnida; Trombidiformes; Tetranychidae.
UUUUGUCAACAAACCGAUUUGAUUGUGUAACAGUUUUAGUCCUUUCUCAAUGUAUUUUAUUUAAUGAUUGUUUUGUUAAUUUAAGUUAAUUUGUUUUAAUUAUUGACCAUUGGUCAUCAUAAUGUCUACAGCAUGUAUAACCAAUAGGCUAAGUUUAAUUGGUCUCGCUGUGAGACAUGUUAAUCGUUUCAAAUGUGAUAAAAAAUUUGUACCACUAAUCAGCUGUUCACCUUGUAUUUUAUGUGAAAAAAUUUCCAUUUCUCAUUUUAGUGAUUCUAUUAAAAAUGGUCCAUCAGAUUCAAUUAAAUCUUCAUCUUCUUCAACAUCAUCUCCAUCAAAUGAUUCGGAAAAAGAAAAUGAAACCAAAGAGGUUAAACCAAUUUUCUCAGAACCAGUUAUAAAAGUUAUUCCUAAAGCAAAGGAGAGAAAGAAAUUGGACUUGACUCAGGCAACAACAGAACGUAAUUUUGUUACACCAGUGAGAGCAAUGAAUGAAUAUCUAUUGAAACCAUUGGAUUUACAAGAUUUGAGGAAAUUUAUCCGACGAAGUCCAUUUGAAGACACCCCACCGUUGACCGUUUAUUUGAGGAGGGAUGUUGAGGCGAGAGCUUUACAAAUAUGGGGCAGUAUCGAAGUUCUUGAAAAGGAGAGGAAAAAAAGGAAACAAAUAGAAGCUGAUGCCAGGGAAUCAAUUCUCAAUGUUAAACGGAUUCUUAAAGAUUAUCGUCGUCUUAAUGAUCCAGUUGCCCAAGAACGUGAUUUAUCCUUACGAGAAAGUGGCCAUGUUGUUUGGACAGCGGUCGUAAUUAACUCAACAAAUUUUCUACUCAAAACAAUGGCCUGGUUCCAUACUGGAUCACAUUCUCUAUUCGCUGAAGCCAUUCAUUCCCUAGCUGAUACAGUUAAUCAGCUAAUCCUUUACUUUGGAAUAAGAAAAUCAAUUCAACGACCAAAUGCUGAGCAUCCUUAUGGUUAUCAUUCAGCUCAAUAUAUCGCAUCUCUCAUUUCUGGAGUUGGUAUUUUCUGUGUUGGUUCUGGUCUUUCAUUUUAUCAUGGGAUGCAAGGGAUUCUUCAUCCAGAGACAUUUCAAUCAUUUUAUUGGGCUUAUCUCAUUCUCUUUGGAUCACUUUUAUCUGAAAGUGCUACUCUAAUUGUCGCCUUCAAAGGAUUAAAUAAAGGAGCUCAAAGAGCUGGAACUACAAUGAAAGAUUACAUUCUUCGAGGUCAAGAUCCAAGUAUCAAUGUUGUUUUAUUGGAAGACACUGCUGCCGUUUUGGGUGUUGCUAUCGCCGGGGGUAUGAUGGGAUUAACUGCUUACACAGGUAAUCCACUUUAUGAUGCAGUUGGAUCACUUCUAGUCAGCGGAUUACUGGCCUCAGUGGCCUCGUUCAUUAUUUACACCAAUAGUGGUGCUUUGGUUGGUCGAUCAAUUCCUAAUUAUAAAUUGGAUGCAAUCAAUAAGAUGAUGGAAAGUGAUGUUAUGAUAAGAGCGAUUCAUGAUGUAAAAGCGACUGAUCUGGGUAACGGGAUGGUCCGUUAUAAGGCCGAAGUUGAUAUUGAUGGUAGACAAUUAACUCGACACUAUCUGGAUGCUAUUGAUUUAGAAGCGGUUCUUCAAGAAAUGCAAGAAUUGAAAAACAUCGAUCAGGUUGAAACGUUUUUCCUUAAACAUGGUGAAAAUAUUGUCGAUCUUCUUGGAGCUGAAAUCGAUCGAGUUGAGAAAGAAUUAAAAAAAAAACAUCCUCAACUUCGUCAUGUAGAUCUGGAAGUUUUGUAAUUAAAGUAAAUUAUCAUUGGAAUACUUUCAUUUCCUAAGUCAGUUCCAAAAAUUAACGGAUUGAUGUUAUUAUAAACGUUAAACAUUCAAUUUAAAAUGAUUUAAUUUGAAUCCUCACAUUAUUUGCUAUAAUUAUAUAUUCUUAAUACGAUUUAAUUAAUAGCAUUUAAGCUAAUUAUGUAUCAAGUUCACUCUUAACUCGCAAUCUGCAUCAAAUGUUCAAUAAUCAAUUACAAUUAAAAGCAAAAAAUAUUUCGUUUCA